AUGAAGCUGUCAGGAGGACUCGUGCUUUGCUUCGCUGCUCUGUUUCUUUCCCUCACCCCUGUCCAUGGUAUUAAGCGGCUGCACACAAUCAACGAUCUGAAAAACGUGGACUUUGGCAGAUCUGUGCCCAAACACAGCUUACUUCUCCUCCACUGGUUUGCCAACACAAUUGACAUUGACAACAAUGAUGUCAUGCGACUGACUUUUGACCCAAACCUUGGAACUUACGGGUCACAUCACUACGGCAACUACGAGAGAAUUCUGGACCCUCUCCCUCAUGGGAAUAUCAGAUACCGUUAUUACACUGUUGGUAAUCUCAACCGAGGCCAAGUCGAUCUUCCCGUUUAUGUCCUGCAUCCACCACGUGAAGAGUUUAGGGGAAGAAACCGGGACAGGAUCAUAUUCCGAGUGAGGGAGCAAACCACAGGAUGGAGCGCUGGAGAGACGAUAGAUGAAGUCUACAUCACGCAGCAUUUCGAAAAUUCAAAUGAGGGGACGCGUUACGAUCCCGCCCAUACAUACCGGAUCACGACCAACCUCCUAAGGCAAAUCAGAGAGUUUUCAGUGGAAGAAAACCAAAGAAAUUCAUUGAUGGAGCUCAGAGACGACUUUGGAAGCAACAUAAGCGAUUCACACCUACAGAACCUCUUAGCCGUAUGGCGUGAACUUGCUUGCCUUGGACUGCUGUUGUUCAUGAUCCUGGAGGAAAAAUACAACCAAAACAACAAACCUCGACCUGCGGAUAGAAGGACACCGCCUCAUUGUGCCAUCAACGUUCCAGAGGAAAUACAAAAUCACUACAGUCCUCUGCAAAGCCUAAGAGGUGUAUUUGCUCAGGAUCAGAUUCAUCUUGAAGUGACCACUGGGCCUAAUGGAAAAGCUUUGAUCCAUUGGCGAGAUGUUCCUGAAGAUCGCCUUAACCAACAAGUGAUGGUGGUACUGUAUAAAGACAACAGUUCCCAAGAAGCAUUGUAUUCUAAGGUCAUCAAGACCAGUGACGGCCAUGUCAACACCUCCGUACUACUGAAUCCUGGCCUACAGGCCCGGCUCCAUAAGACAAGGGUAAAGUACUGUUUCUGGACAGUAGCGGCUGAAGAGAUAUGCAGAGGAAGGGAGUUUGAAAAUCCAGAUAAAGUCAGACUACAGGACUAUGAUAUGUACUUACAACUAUUUGUAAAAGAUGGUAAGGCUGGUGCACGCUUAUUUGUGGACAAGACGUUCACAUACUGGAGGUCACAGUUCAACAAGUCCUGGGUGGGGUUCUACGAAAAUGAACAUAAAACCACUCAAGAAUAUGAAUGGUGGCAGUGGCAAUGGGCCACAAAGUUUCAACCAGCUUCCACAACCGUUGACCACUUCCAUGAUGUUUAUGAGUAUCACUCAGGCAUGACGAUCACCCCUGGAGUCCAAGCAAGAUUCAUUCUCAGGAAUUAUAGUGUUUUGGCUCGAACACCAAGCUGGAGGUGA
This is a messenger RNA of Nerophis lumbriciformis (worm pipefish), 1467 nucleotides long. Lineage: Eukaryota; Metazoa; Chordata; Actinopteri; Syngnathiformes; Syngnathidae. The record is from RefSeq and is a predicted model, not a curated record.